AUGACGCGCGGAGUUCCGCAGGGUUCGGUCCUUGGACCGACCCUGUGGAACAUAGGCUAUGAUACGGUGCUGAGGGCGAAUAUGCCGAUUGGCUGCUCGGUACUGUGUUAUGCGGAUGACACUCUUCGCGUCAGUCAAUUGAAGUUUUACGCGUACAAAUAUGUCAUCGGCAUUAUUUUGUGCUCCGCUGUUAACGUGUUCGUAGUCCAUCCUUACAUGAUGAAUAUGACUCAUUUGGGUAUGAAGGGUCGCGUAGCCUGCUGUUCGCUGAUCUACCGCAAGACGUUGAAGCUAACUAGAACCGCGUUGGGCGAAAUGACAAUCGGCCAGGCAGUCAAUCUGCUAUCUAACGACGUCAAUAGAUUCGACGUCAGUAUCAUAUUUCUCCAUUAUUCGUGGCUCAGACCUUUGGAGACCAUUAUCAUCACAUACAUUACAUUCCAUUUGAUCGACAUCGGAAUAUCAUCUAUUUUCGGUAUCGCAUUUCUUCUGAUGUUCAUUCCUUUUCAAGUGCGGUUAGGCAAGAAGUCGUCAGAGCUGAGAUUAAGAACUGCUAUCAGGACAGAUGAGAGGGUACGAUUAAUGAACGAGAUUAUUAGUGGAAUCCAAGCCAUCAAGAUGUAUACCUGGGAGAAUUUUUUCACCUCACUCAUAGAAAAAGCAAGAAAGAAAGAAGUUAAUAUCAUUCAAUGGGCGUCAUGCGUCAGAGGUAUCGUACAGUCUUUCAUCGUCUUUAUGACAAGAAUAUUGUUGUUCAUUACGAUACUGUCUUAUAUUCUGUUUAGCUACAAGAUAACGGCCGAGAAGGUGUACGUGAUAACUGCCAAUUAUAACAGUUUAAGUCACUUAAUCAUGACUGCCUACUUUCCGCAAGGAAUAACACAAGUAGCGGAAACGAUUGUGUCCAUAAAACGACUGCAAAAAUUCCUCAUAUAUGACGAACUGACUCUUUCCGAGAUUGAAGCAAAGAAGUAUAAUAAGGAGAACAACAAGGACACAAAAGAAAAUAAUAAGAAUGGGAAGGAGAAUAACGAACAGGAUAUGAAGGGGAAUAAUAAGAAAAAUUCGAAGAAAAAUUUAAUCGAGCAGAAGAAGAACGGAAUAAACUUGGCGAGAGCCGUUUAUGUCGAUGCCGCCAUAUAUUUUAUGGACGAUCCUUUAAGCGCCGUAGACGCCCAUGUGGGCAAGCAUAUAUUUGAAAAAUGCAUCGAUAAAUAUUUACGAGGCAAGACUCGAAUUCUCGUCACUCAUCAGUUGCAAUAUCUACGCAACGUCGGUAGAAUUAUCGUUUUGAAGGACGGAGCUAUCCAAGCUGAAGGCAUUUACGACGAGCUGGGCUCUAUGAGAGUGGAUUUUGGUCGACUGUUAAAAAAUCAAGUGAAGGCAGAUGAGAAAUCGUCUGUACUCUCCUUGCCUCCCGUUAGCCGUAAAAAUUCGCUCAUUGCCAGUAUCACGUCGCUGAGUUCCUUAAUGACGAAUAAUACUUCAAAACAAGAUCCUGAUGAGGUGUACCGGACCCAAGGUAUUCCUUUAGUCACUUAUGACGAGCUGGGAUCCAUGGGUGUGGAUUUCGGUCGGUUGUUGGAAAAUCAAGCGCAAACGGAUGAAACAUCCUCUCCACCUGCCUCGACCGCCGUUAGCCGCAGUAAUUCUCGUACCAGCAUCUCAUCGCUGAGUACUGUCAUGACGAAUGAUACAUCGAAACAGGAGCCUCUUGAAGAUUUAGGAUAA
This is a messenger RNA of Trachymyrmex cornetzi, 1731 nucleotides long. Its product is annotated as multidrug resistance-associated protein 4. Gene Ontology annotation, molecular function: ABC-type transporter activity; ATP hydrolysis activity; ATP binding. Gene Ontology annotation, biological process: transmembrane transport. NCBI's taxonomy places the organism in Eukaryota, Metazoa, Arthropoda, Insecta, Hymenoptera, Formicidae. The transcript is spliced from 10 exons. The record is from RefSeq and is a predicted model, not a curated record. Gene Ontology annotation, cellular component: membrane. The coding region runs from base 1 to 1731 and encodes 576 amino acids.